UAAACGUGGGCAAAGGAUCGAAUUCAGUAGAGUCCAAGUCUCGGGACAGAGGAGUUGUGGGAAUGGGAAAAGGUCAAGAAGUUAAGACAAGAACAGAUCCUCAAGUUGAGAUUCAGGAAAGAGGAGAGAUAUUCUUCUUCUACAGGCCAAAGGUCAACAAAGAAGAUCCCCACAGUGUGGACGAUGUACAAAGGUUGUACCUCGUCAUGCGUCCUGAAUCCGGCGAGUCUCCCGUCGAGGAGAAACAACACCAUCUCUCCGGCAAAGAAGGCUCCAAACCAGAUUCCAGCUCCUCCGCCGCCCGCGAAGGUAGCUCCUCCUCCUCCUCCGGCGGCGACGGAGGACACGGCGUCGAGAAAGUGAACAUCGAGGAACAGCAUCUGUUACGAUUCAUAGUGAUGGGCAAGAAACGCCUUCCAGAUCCGAGAAAGAGAUCUCAGCCAUUCUGGGGAUUCGUUGAACUGGUUACCACCCACGUCGACGAUGUCAAAACCGCCCUUAGAGGAGAGGAAUACGUAACGGCGACCAGAGGACACAGACACAAGCCACCGGCAAGAGCGGUCGGAGAAGGAAUAUACAGAAUUCUCCGGCACAAACCGAAACCCACGAGGAAGCACCACACCCAUCUGGUCUACAAGCUCGAGUUCCCGUCCGAAUCUCACGAGCCACAAGAAUCGUUCAACAUCGAACCCGAGGGUUCGUUCUUAAUCCAGAUCAAGAACCCAGAGCAACAGGGAGGAAGAGAAGGGUACGGGCUUAGUGGGCCGCAGAGGAAACACAAGGCCCAGUUCCCGGCCCAUCUUCAGGCCCAUUUAGGACAGACCCGAUUUAGUCCCAGUGACCCGCCCGAUUUCCUGAACUACGAAGGGUGCGAGUUUUUGCUGAUAUCGGCCUCGGACGAUAUAGAGGAAGAGCUCGGAAUGGAGUUGGAGCCUGACGAGUCGUCCUGCGACCUCGUCGAGACUUUCGGGGACGAUAUCGAUACUACCCCGCUUCUUCGCGGGACUUGGGGCUAAUGAUAUCGCUCUAAUGUUCGAGUUCAGGUUCGGGUUUUCCGAAUCUCGAAAAGUUAUGAAUAUGAACAUAGAAAUAGACUUGAAAAAUUAUGUUGUAGCACGUAAAUGAUGUUUUGAUGUGUUAGUCCAGGAUACCACUAACAAUUUGAUUAAUAAUCGAAUAACUUUUUAAAUAAAAAAAAAUCGAAUUCGAAUUA
This is a messenger RNA of Tarenaya hassleriana, 1213 nucleotides long. RefSeq lists its product as uncharacterized. The coding region runs from base 63 to 1016 and encodes 317 amino acids. NCBI's taxonomy places the organism in Eukaryota, Viridiplantae, Streptophyta, Magnoliopsida, Brassicales, Cleomaceae. The record is from RefSeq and is a predicted model, not a curated record. The transcript is spliced from 4 exons.